Molecule: messenger RNA, 675 nt
Organism: Acanthosepion pharaonis
Lineage: Eukaryota; Metazoa; Mollusca; Cephalopoda; Sepiida; Sepiidae
Source: the annotation of a GenBank genome assembly
AUGGUGUCCUUCUCGAGUGAUGAAUGUAGCCGUGUCUGCCUUUUGAGGUUAAGCCUCCCUCAGUCACAAACGUGGACACGGAAACAAUAUGUUACUCGGAACCAUAACACUAAACAUCCAGAUAAUCAAUUUGCUACCGGAUUGGAAGACUCGCCUGCACUCAAUGAGGAAUGUCUGGCAGUCGGUCCGUACCCACCAUCCGCAGGAGGUCUCCAAGGUGUACAGCCUCUCGUCGAUGGCAUCAAUGUAGGUAAGGGAAGUCGGCAAAAUGGAUCCGUACCUUCCGAAGAAGGAUUGGCUCCGAGGACCGGGUCGGUCGGGCCGUGCCCGUGCGAAGCGAGGAACCGGUACGGGGCUGUAGCGUUCGCUCCGUUCGCGCUUUGCGGCGCGGGUUCAAAGUGUCGUAGCGGUCCGUCGGCGUUACAGUCGUGCGCAGCGAUAACCGCAGUAGUGUGCCUUAUCUAUCUAUCUAUCUAUCUAUCUAUCUAUCUAUCUAUCUAUCUAUCUAUCUCUCUAAGAAAUAAUUUUCUAUCUAUCUAUCUAUCUAUCUAUCUAUCUAUCUAUCUAUCUAUCUAUCUAUCCUUGUCACUUCAUAUGUCCAUCUUAUGUUCCUAUUUAUCUAUCUAUCUAUCUAUCUAUCUAUCUAUCUAUCUAUCUAUCUAUCUAUCUCAAUGA